This is a messenger RNA of Corythoichthys intestinalis (scribbled pipefish), 1835 nucleotides long. RefSeq names its product Cbp/p300-interacting transactivator, with Glu/Asp-rich carboxy-terminal domain, 1 (gene cited1). The coding region runs from base 153 to 536 and encodes 127 amino acids. Gene Ontology annotation, cellular component: nucleus. The transcript is spliced from 2 exons. The record is from RefSeq and is a predicted model, not a curated record. Gene Ontology annotation, biological process: regulation of DNA-templated transcription. Gene Ontology annotation, molecular function: transcription coactivator activity. NCBI's taxonomy places the organism in Eukaryota, Metazoa, Chordata, Actinopteri, Syngnathiformes, Syngnathidae.
AUUCACCUGUUUUGAACAGCUUGAUUGCAAACAGGUGUGCGAGUAGUUUUUAAAGGAGCAUCACUCGUUGAAAAAAAGUCUAACAGUUUUCUCAACAUCCGAGCGCGAGGCAUUGUAGCGAUUCCCAAAACCUGGAAAAUUCUCCACAGGUGAUGUCCUCACUGCUGUUCCCCAGAACUGCAAUGAAGGACCUUUACUCUUCAUCCAAAUCCUCAGCGGGACCCUUCUCUCCGUCCCCCGGCGCCGUCCCUUCGGCCCCGCACCUCAUCGCCAGCGUGCAGCUGCAGAAGCUCAACUCUCACUAUCAGAACCUGGCGGGGUCUUCCGGCGGGACGGGGACGCAAAGCGCCUGUCCGGGCGGCGUCCUGGACUUUGACCCGGUGGACGAGGAGGUCCUCAUGUCGUUGGUGGUGGAGCUCGGGCUAGACCGUGCCAACGACUUGCCUGAACUUUGGCUGGGCCAAAACGAGUUUGACUUCAUGCUGAGCGAACAAACCUGUACCAAGUCAAUUCCACUUGGCGAACUAGCUAGCUAAUCUUAUCGAAAAGUCAAUUACAGUCACUGUUCACUUAACAUCUUUUCCAUUGCUGUUAACGUCAACAUGACUGGCUGCCAUUGACUGUGCUAGACGUCCAAUCCAUUUGACGUGGGAGCCAACCCUCCCACGUCAAAUGGAUCGUACUUAUAACGAUGGUGCAACCUAACCCAAAGACGAACAAUUUUUUUUUUUUUUUCAUCGGCCACCACUGACUGCGCUAGGCAUCCAGCAAACGAAGGAACCGGGACCCUUUGCAGUCUCAGAUUUCUUCCACGGUGAAAUCUUAAUGAAAACAAGUUGAUGGACAGGACGCACAAAGGCCCACCUGUUGCCGACGUUCCUCAUCCAGGAACAUGAAAGUCGGCCUCUGGACGUUAUAAGCAACAGUACGCGAGCUCUUUUCUCAAUGGACAGUAUUCUACUGUGCUCUCCCCCUCUCUCCGUGGUCUCACAAGGAAAGUAAUUGUCUGACAAGUGCUUAUCUCCAUGCACUCUCGUUUCUCUUCAUGUGGUUGAGCAGAACACAGAACAGUGGCUGAUGUCCGUCUGGACGGGAAGGACAACGGGGGACUGUUGUCGAGCGCCUCCGCGUGACGCGUCAUUUUUGCGGUUUUUGUUAAAUUGGAACAAAAAGAUGUGAAUUGAGUAAUGUCUGGUGGGCACACUCAGAUGUUUUGAGUUAACAUCCAGUUUUGGUUUGUCUUUGACGUCUGUUGCCGUCAAUGGCACUGACACAUGAUCUUUUGCUGUCAGGCUCUCUAUGGCAAUUUUCAUGACAAAUAAAUGACAAAAUGAGUUACUUGUGAAUGUAGUGUGUAAUUGAAGAUGAAAUUUAGUUGACUACUGUAUUUCCAAAAAAUUGUGAUUUAAAUGUGGCUAUCUUGUGGUUUCUUCUAUAAUUAAGUCAUUGACUACUAUUUUAUCCAAACACAGUAAGUUUCGGGUGUUAAAAACUCGGUUUGACUUGCACUAUUUUGAAAGCGAACGUGCCAAUUCGGUGUAUUUACAUUCAACGUUCAAGCGCGCUACUCGUACGUCAUCACUGUUCGACACGCUUUUAAUACGAACAAAUGAACAGAAUGUUUUAAAUUUCUCUGUAUUGUAUUUAAUGAACCUUUCAACCCGGGCCGGCCCAGGCCAUUUGGGGGCCCUAAGCAAAAUAAUGCCAAGGGGCCCAUAUUUUUGGCCCACCAUUUCGUCACAGUGCACUGUGAAACCAAUCCAACCCAUAUGUCCAUAUUUUGUAUAUUAAUCAGAUUUUGUUGCACUGCAUACUUCAAACUUCUCACCCCUAAU